CAUCAGCUUUGACAGCAGGGAGUGCUUCACAGAUACGUCCAUUUUCAAGAGCGAUUUUGGUGUAAAGUCGGUUGGUAAUGUAAUUAUUAGUGAUAUGUUUUGCGAUACUACACUAACAGGGUAUCGUUACAAACGAACGAUGCUUGCACACCAAAACGAUGCAGUUCAACGCGUUUAUUUAAAGACUGCCAUCGGAUGUUAAUGAAUAAGUUUAGUCCUGUUUGAACAUGAAGGUUGCUGUGCUAGGUGCGACUGGUCAAACUGGGCAGCAGCUGGUGAAUCAAGCUCUUCAGCAAGGACACACUGUCACAGCUAUAGUCAGAAACCCUGGAAAACUGACUGUAACACACGAAAACCUCAAGGUGGUUGAAGGAGACAUUUUCUCAGAAGACAGCCUGAAACCGCACUUCAAAGGUCAGGAUGCUGUGAUGUCCUGUCUUGGCUUUCCAGUCUCAUUUUUUUAUGGAGUCACUGGCUACACCCAGUCUAUGACGGCAGCAGUAAAUGCAAUGCGUGAUGUCAAAGUUAAUCGAAUCAUCACCAUGACAUCUUGGUACACUGACCCUAAUACAGGCACCAAUUCUUCCUUUCUAAUCCGCUUCAUGUUGCUUCCGAUGAUCAGAAGUGUUCUAAACAACAUGUAUGAAAUGGAAAAUUUUCUUAAGCAGACUGAAGACAUUAACUGGACUGUUGUCAGGCCCCCUGGUCUCAAGAAUACACCAGAAACAGCCAAUGAGUUCAUAACUCACGAAGGUUAUUAUGUCCCGGAUGAAAAUGGUCUUCCAAUUGGACAGUCUGUUUCAAGAGGAAAUGUGGCUCGUUUCAUGCUCUCUCUACUGAACAACAAUGCUUGGAUGAAGAAAGCUGUUGCUAUCAUCACCAAAUGAAUUUGCACUACACUUAUAUCAUCACUUUAAUCAGCUGCUCUGGCUUUAUGUCACAAACAUCUAAAAGUCAAAGACUUUCAGACUAGCAAAUAAUUUUUUCUUAUAUAGUAAAUAUUUGCCUUAUUUACCACUUGUUUGCAUAAUAUAGAAUAUGUACAGUAUAUACCAUGCAUUUAACUAACAAGAUUUUAAUUUUGCCGUAUUUAAAAUGAUCACAUAUAGCUAAUCAGAUUUCAAGUAAAUGAAGUGAAUGGAGGCUAUACACAGAACAUACUGUAGAAUAUUUGCUCUUGUCUACAUACAGGUUUUAAUAUGUAAAUUAAUAGUAAUUUUGAUGUUUGAAUCUUAAUUCAAAAUUGCUGUCCAAAUAUUUAAACUAUCUACAGAAUAUGGAUUUUUGUGAUUUGUGUGAUAUUUAUGAGUUUGACGGAAUAAUAAUAAUACACUGUAAAACAGUUAAAAGAUGGGCAAGGAGGAGGCGAGAACCGGCUUGUCAAUAUAAAUAAUAAUUUAAUGAAAACUCAAAAACACAUAAACAAACACACAUGACGGACAUGCCCGUAAUUCUCUCUCUCUCGAACAAUCGUCACCGGCCGCCUUUAUCCCUCGCGCGCCUCAUCAGGCCGAUUGGGGACCGGGCGCACGAUAUUCCGACCCGGCCCCGCCCCCCUCCGCUUCACAUACACAUUUUUAAUUCUGACAUAAUUACUAAUGGCAAAAGAUCUACUGAGGAGGUCUUCUGUAGUUCCUAUAACUAGCCAGUAGAUAGUGCCUUGUUUUGCCUUUUGAGGUACAUACACCAAACAUUUUUCAGCAACAACACCAGGAUAUAGUCCAAUAAAUUCCAUUCCUGCUUCUACAUCUUGGUGGAACUUUGAUGAGAUAUAAUUUUUUUAAAGAAAGAGAACUUCCUUUUAGUUAAAGUUGUGCAUUAUCCCUCUAACCUGACAAAUAAAUAC
Xyrauchen texanus (razorback sucker) is the source of this 1846-nucleotide messenger RNA. RefSeq names its product flavin reductase (NADPH)-like. The record is from RefSeq and is a predicted model, not a curated record. The transcript is spliced from 5 exons. The coding region runs from base 228 to 887 and encodes 219 amino acids. Lineage: Eukaryota; Metazoa; Chordata; Actinopteri; Cypriniformes; Catostomidae.